Armigeres subalbatus is the source of this 1443-nucleotide messenger RNA. RefSeq lists its product as uncharacterized. The record is from RefSeq and is a predicted model, not a curated record. The transcript has a single exon. Gene Ontology annotation, biological process: DNA integration. Lineage: Eukaryota; Metazoa; Arthropoda; Insecta; Diptera; Culicidae. The coding region runs from base 1 to 1443 and encodes 480 amino acids. Gene Ontology annotation, molecular function: nucleic acid binding.
AUGAUUCAGUUCAUAAGGCGUGUGGUAGUCGAAACGAUAUCUUCUCUAUCUAGUGAUGGGAACAGUACCGAAUACGACUCUGGAACGGAAUGCAUAAUAAAAUCUGUUCAAGAAUGUGCUACAAUUGACAUAGCAGAAGUCAUAACUGCCACAUCAUCAGAUCCAGAGCUCCAAAAGCUCAUCGAAUGCAUCAACAGCAACAAAUGGAGCCAGGAUGAUUUGAAAGAUUAUGCUCCAUUCCGUCUCGAACUAUCUAGCGUCAAUAACCUUGUCAUGCGGGGUACCAAACUCGUCAUUCCCAAAUGCCUACGUUCUCGAAUGUGCCAAUUGGCUCAUGAAGGACAUCCGGGCCAAUCUAUGAUGAAACGCCGACUACGCGAAAGAUGUUGGUGGCCGGGUAUUGACAAGGAAGCAGUGAAAAUUUGCGAAACAUGUGAAGGAUGCCAAUUAGUACAAACGACUAACCCUCCUGAACCGAUGAUGCGUCGCAACCUUCCUGAGAAACCCUGGAUAGAUGUGGCAAUUGAUUUCUUGGGUCCUAUGCCAACGGGAGAAUAUAUCUUGGUAAUAGUGGAUUAUUAUAGUCGGUUUAUGGAAAUCGAGAUCAUGCAGCGAAUUACAGCCCAUGAAACCAUCAAACGACUGAGACGCAUAUUCCGAACAUGGGGCCCACCAAGAACGAUUACUCUUGACAAUGCAAAGCAAUUCAUAUCGAUAGAUUUUGAAGAAUUUUGUAAGACGAUUGGUAUACAUCUAAACCACACAUCACCAUACUGGCCACAAGCGAACGGUGAAGUUGAGAGGCAAAAUAGAUCGUUACUCAAACGAAUGAAGAUAGCUCACGCCCUAUAUAACGACUGGAAAGCCGAACUCGAUGAUUACUUAGACCUCUACAACAACACACCGCACACAAUAACAGGAAAAGCACCAAGUGAAUUACUACAAGGACGAAAAUUGCGCUCUAAACUGCCAGCGUUCGAGGAUCUUGAAAGUACACCACCAAGCUCUGACUUUCGAGACCAGGAUUUCGAAAAAAAGAUGCUACAGAAGGAGAGAGAAGAUGCUAAACGUAGAGCCAAACCAAGUGACAUCUCAGCUGGCGAUGUUGUUCUGAUGAAGAAUUUGCUCCCAACGAAUAAACUGUCAACAAACUUCUUAAAAGAAAAGUUCAUCGUGUUGAGCAGAAAUGGAUCCAAUGUCACAGUUCAGUCGAACGAUACAGGAAAGAAAUAUGAUCGAAACAUAUCUCAUUUGAGGAAGUUGAUUCGCCCAGCCCAAGUCUCGAACUCGGAUUCAACAAGCACACCGGACAACGAAGAUAACUCUCUGGAUUCUCCAAAGGACGUAGUACCCGAACCAUCAUCAUCCCAUCUUCCAACACCUACUCUUCGGCGAUCGAAUCGUACUAUCAGACCCAAGGACCGAUUUAGCCCUUCAAGAUAA